AUGGGUGUGCAAAGUUCCACGGAAGUGAGAAGUGAGCAGUCCGGCCAGAAGACAGGUGCUCUGUGCUUCUGUUGUCAUGGAGGUGAUCAGGAGCCGAAGGAGAUCACUUCGGGCCCCAUUCUUCAUGAGGCCUUGGAGGCUCAAAUUCCUGUCGAUUUGUUCUCCUUCAAGGAGCAGCCAGUCUACAGCAGAUCCAGUAGCAGAUCACCCUCUGCCUCGGACAAUUGGGAGGUGCCGUCAGUCUAUGCAGUCUAUGGGAAAGGCAGUUGGCAUGCUGAAGGAGGCUCAUACCAAAGUCGGCAAUCCUUGGCCCACUCUCUUGCAGACGGUGAUGCUGUGCUUGUUUGGGCAUCGUGGCUUGUGAAGCUGGUGCGGGAGCCUCGUGCGGUCUUGCCUCAACGUCAAAACCUGCCUCCGGAGGCAAUGUGCAGUAUUGAUGCGGUUGUCAAAGGGACACCCUUGCUAGCGGUCUCGUACUGCUGGGCCACCUCGGCACAUCCAGAUCCUGAGGCCACACAGUUGCAUCUCUUGGGAGAGCUGUUGGACCUCUGGUUGUCAUGGCAACGAAGGAGCCCUCUUUUGAGCCCAGGCACCUGCAGUCAGGACCUGUUGAGCUCUGGCCAUGAAGCCGAGACCAGGAGUGAUGUGGCUGUUCUGGUCGACUGGUGUAGUACCUAUCAAGAGCCACGCUUUGCAGAUGAGCGACGCUCAUCAGAGCGGUUCUUGCAACAGGUGGGUCGAUGGUUUGCGCACGAGCAUACGACCGUAUGGCUGUUGACCAAUUCCCCUCUGGGAGCUGAGCCCUACAAAAUGCGCGGCUGGACAACCUUCGAGCAAGCUGUCAGUCUUUUGCCGACGGGCUGCAAGGAGGUACUGGACAUAGGUCGACUCACCCAGUUCUCUUUGAGUAACAUGGACUGGCCAUCAAUUGUCUCAGCAUGUCAGGCAAAACGAUUGCCACCUUUGACGCCCAGCGAGUUUCGGAAAGAAUUGCAGCAGAAACAUUUCUCUUGGAGUCAUGACCGUGACUUGCUUGGAAUCCUUUACCAGGAGGUCUAUGAGGAUGUUGUCGAGAAAGCCACUGAGAUGCCACUGUCGCGCAUGCGAUGGGGCGAUGAAGAGAUGGGGCAGUUGCACGGCGCAUUAGGAAGCUGUAGCCAGCUUCAACGUCUCGAUUUGACACGCAACCGCAUCAGCGACUCCGGCGCUGAGACCUUGGCCAACAUUUUGCUUCAAAGCCCUCGGGUACUUCAGUCUUUGCACCUGUUGGACCUUUCCGGAAACGAGAUCGGUGAUCCUGGUCUUUGCAGUUUAGCUGCUGCGUUGCCAAGCGUCCGAUCGAUCAAAGCCUUGGGUUUUGACAGCAACUUCAUUGGAGACCAAGGUGCUGAAAGUCUGGCCUUGGCUUUGCCACGCUGUUCAGGUUUGCAGCAGCUCAUUCUGCGGCGCAACGAGAUCGGUGACAGUGGAGCUGGAGAAUUGGCUCGAGCCAUUCCGCGCUGCAGCAAUUUGCAGCUCCUUGAUCUCAGCGAGAACGAGGUAAGUGACGUUGGUGCAGAGCGCUUUGCAGCGGCAUUGCCGAAGUGCAGUCAGCUACAGAGGUUCGAUUUGGCCCGAAAUCGCGUGGGCGACCGGGGGGCCUUGAGCCUUGCGGCGGUUUUGCCCAGAUGUGGACAGUUGCAGGCCUUCGGCCUGGGUGGCCAUGAGGUCGGCGAGAUUCUGGGCGGUGGCCGAAUUGGCGAUGGGGGAGCUGGCUUAUUGGCCUCUGCUCUGCUACGGUGUGAACGGCUCUGCAAAUUGGAUCUCAGCGAAAAUGAGAUCGGUGAUUGUGGCACAGCACAGCUGGCGGCUGUCAUGCCUCAUUGUGGCCAACUCGCAGAGCUUGAUUUGUACCGCAAUCGGAUUGCAGAUAGUGGCGUCGGAAGGCUUGCAGAGGCCGUGCCUCAGUGUGGCCAUUUGGAUUGGCUCAGACUCUUGGAGAACCCCUAUGGCAUAAAGGGAGCAACGCGGCUGCUUGAAGCAUGGGAGGCGGCAGGAAAGCCCAAGGGGCGUUUACUUUGUCAGCCAUCAUCAUCUUCAGGCAGAGGCUAUGCAGGAUGGGCAAACUGGGGUAGUGGUCCUACAACCCCAAGAGUCGCACCUGAAAGUCCAGGCUACGGCAAGGGGAGAUUCAGGAUGUCACUGCUUGGAUCCCCAAGUCGGAUCUUGGGGAGCUUCCAACAUCCAACAUCCUUGCCAAGGACAAAAGUAAGCAGGAGGCUUUCAGCGAAAUCGGUGUACGCACAAGAGAAUCCGAAAAGAUCUGGAAGCGGCUCGAGAGACAGGCGAACCAUGGCGAACCCGAACACGGGGUACGAAUCCUACAAGCACGCAACAACUGUUGGUGAGGCUGGGUCGAGGUCAUCUUGCCCCCUUGGGGCUUGGGGCCCGGGGCCUGGCCAUGGCUCCACCAUGGCACCGGAGCGACAGCCACCUGAGGACGAUCCAAUUGAAGAAAGCCCAGGUGAAAGCCGAAACUCCAGCGGCAAAAGUGCCAGCACCUGGGACAUCUCCCAAGCCUUCAAGAAAUUGAAGACAAAAGGACAUGUCAAGAUGGGUGAGGUCAUUGCGGAUGACAUGUGCCACCCAAGUGGCUCCCGGCCAGGACAGAGCAAAAUGCAAGAGACUUUGCGAUGGAGAGUGGACUGGCUCAUGAUGAGGAGGUGGCCCCCACGGAGGAUGACUCCAGUGCAGAGGAGCCGGAGCCUGCUCCAGCUUGUCUACUUGAAUCAGAUUGGGCAGAAGAUGAUCGAAGAGAUGAAGAGUUCAAAGAGUUCCAAGAGGCACAAGGCCACCUUCAACAUGCAGCAUGGUGCAGCCCUUACCUUGGCCAGGUUUGGACACUGUGUCGAUUGGAGACGCCAAGGAGAUGCAUUGUCCAUCAAGGAUGCCCAGGAAGAGGUGAAGGACAAUGUUGAUGAGUCUGGGGAGACUGUGUCCUUGUUAAAUGGCAAGCAAAGACGGGAAUGCUCUUGGACUUGCGGCAUUGCUGAGUUCAUUGAUGACCUGGGAGGUGCUGUGGGUUACAAACUAUUGAUCCUGUUGUUCUUCGUCGAGCAUGUUGAAAGAGGUUUCGUCAGCGACUUUACUGGCCAAGCAGAUUCUUACAUGUACAAAUCGUAUGGUGUUCCUGGUCCUCAAGUGAACAUUUUUUCAGGCAUAACACAACUUCCGUGGGCCUUAAAGCCAAUCAUCGGGCUUGUCAGUGACAUGUUCCCACUGGGUGGAUACAACAAGUCUCCCUACAUGAUCGCUGCCACUGUUCUGGGUAGCUUGGCGCUGGUGCUCAUCGGCAUCGUGCCCCACUCCAUGCUGUCAGUCACAAUGCUUGUGAUGUGCAUCUUCCUGAACCAGACCCAGCUCUCUGUGUGUGAUAUUCUGGCAGAGGCCAAAUAUGCAGCGAGGAUCCAAGAAGUGCCAGCAUUUGGACCCCAUGUCCUGAGUUAUGUGUGGUUUGGAAUGAACAUUGGGUCCUUAAUUGGAGUGCUCCUCUCUGGAGUUGUACUCGGUUCAUUUUCUCCAAAAUGGCCGUACUUGAUCGCAGCUUUGCCAGCAGCAAUGGUGCUGAUCCCAUUGCUUCUAGGGUGUUUGGAAGAGAAGUUUGUUCAGCAAGAUGAAGCAGUUGAGGCUCGCAAAAAAUUCUACCAGCAAACAGAGGCUAUGUUCCUCAGUGGGAUAAUUUGCAUCGCUUGCCUUGGACUCACGAUCUGUGGAUUGGUCUCUGCAAACAUCCAUGUGAAUGCUGCCGCUGCAGCCGCAGCUUUCCUGAUUGUCGGGGUCACGUUUAGCGUUUUCCUAUCUCCAACCAUUGCAAAGUUUAAUGCUUGGUCUUUGCUUCAAACCUCGCUUUCGCUAUCGACCAGAGGUGCUGCAUUCUACUUUCAGACAGACACCUCAAGCCAGUAUCCAGAGGGACCACACUUUUCGCCCUUCUUCUACAACUCAGUCAUUGGAACUGUUGGUUCAUUGAUGUCAUUGGCAGGGAUUGUGGCCUUCCAGCGCUACAUGACACAUUACCAAUACAGGAAGCUCUUGUUGGUUACGAACGUAGCUUUCUGCCUUCUGAACAUGCUGGAUGCCGUCCUGUACAGCAGGCUCAAUCGACGCCUGGGCAUACCUGACCAUGCUUUUGUUCUUGGUACUGGUGCAUUGCAGAAUGUCAUGAACCAAUGGCAGUGGAUGCCACAAGUGAUCAUCCUGUCGUAUUUCUGUCCCAAGGGAAUGGAGGCCACCAUGUACGCCCUUCUUGCUGGGUGCCACAACCUGGGAAAUUCUAUUGCCAGCAGCUGGGGUGCCCUUCUUAUGGAUACACUUGAGAUCAAUCCCAAUGGCUCAAUUGGAGAAACCGAUCAGUUUGCCAACCUCUGGAAAGCAUCAUUGGUUGCUUCUGUGCUUCCCUUGAUCUCUGUGGUUGCACUCUUCCAUUUCAUCCCGGAUGUGAAGCAGGGAGACCGCAUUGUGGAUCCAAACGCAAGUGCUACAAAGGAUUCAUUGUGGAGACGCUACUGGAGUAUCCAUGAGUCUGGAGAUGGAAUGGUGCCUAUCAGCCAGUCCAGUCAGGAUGCUGAUGCAGCUGAAGCCAGGGCCACAGCUUUGCCAAUCCACUGGCUACAUCGAUUGCAAAAUGAAGCCAAGGAGCUGCAACCUCCCAGUCCUCGACCUGGUUUUUCUGCCUUGCAAACGAAGAUCUCGAUGACUCCAUUUUUCAUCCCUGUCUUGUUCGCGCUUGUGCAAUCCACUGUGGCCGACAUGUUGGAGAAGACUGCCGCUUCCAGGGGCCCCAGGGGCUCUGGGCAGGUGAAUUUGGUACCGACUCUGGAGGAACCUUCUUCCUCAUGGCUUCUGCAAGAAGAUGGCUUUGAUACUCAGAUUCCCAUAGAUUUCAGCUGGACAGGCGUUCAGAAGAGACCAGCUCUUCCCAACGUCCCAGAUGUACUGAUCCUGGCGCUUGCCGCUCUUACCUUGGGAGUCUCGGUUCUACUGCGGGAGCUCUGUCGUGCCGGUCAUGACCAGAAACAGCAAAAGCCGAUCUCAGUCAAACCGAGCGAGACCACUGAUGCCUUUGGUUGCACAGAGUUGCAUGUGGCAGCAUCUGAAGGAUCUGCCCUCAAUGUGCGAAAACUGCUGGAAGGUGGAUCAGAUCCAAAUGCUAGAGAAGCUUGGGAGGAGACGCCCUUGCACAUGGCAGCUCGAAGUGGGAAUGUGCAGGUGGCACAGCUGUUAGUCUCUCACGGGGCAGAGGUGAACGCCCUCAAUUUGGAUGAUCUCACGCCUUUGGUCAUCGCAGGGCAAGAAGGGAAACAGGAGCUAUGCAGUUUCCUUUUGGAUGUGGGAGCCUGUGCUGGUGGCAUGGAAGAGGAGAAACUUCCCUGCUUGUUAAGCAGUUUGCUGAUGCAGCGCAUUUUGAGUGGCACGGAGAAGAACAAGGCAGCCUACAGUGAUGGAAGCAAGCCUUUCUUUGCAAAGGAUGCAAAUGACGAGAACAAUGGGGAGAACAAUGAGGAUGAUGGGGACGAGGAGAAACAGGCCUUCGAAUCUGCUCAAGAACUGUCUUUGGAGCAGAACCGCUCCGAAAGACGACAACGCCAAGAGCGAGAGCGAGACCUUCUUCACCAAGGGAGUUUGGAGCCUUUGGAACGCUUGGAUGAGGACUUUAUUUCUCAUCAAUGGCAGGGGCAGAUAGCCAAAGAACACUAUUUGGGAUGUUUGUGGAAUUUCCGCACUGCAAUCACCGUUUGCUUGGCCACUGAAGACUCCAUACGUGGUAAUCGCUACGCAAAUCUGACCAGCAUCAAAGCCUUGAACCCUUUGGAAGAUCAAGUUCUGACUGGAAACCAAUGCUUUCGGAGUGUGCUGGUGGCCCAUGACUUGCAAGAGAAGUUUUUGCAUUUCUACCAGGGUCAUGGAAUACCACCAAUUGAAGAGACACUUUGGGUCAUAGCUUUGACUUCUGAAGGGCAAGAGGAACUCUUUGAGGUGUGUCCUGGAAUGCUCAUCACUUCCCUGCUGUUCCAUUCAGAGCUGCGCUUGUCUUUCAAAGCAGACGAUCUUUGGGGUCGAAUGCAGAGAUUCAGAGCACAUACCUUGCUGCGGCAGAUGGUGUCGGUGCCAAACGGAAGCUUCGAAAUGGAUCAUUACCGUGUGAUGAUGCGAACAUGGCCUAUAGCAAUUGCAGGGGCAAGGUCACUAAAGCUUCAAAAAGCUGUAGCAUUUUCGACUCCAAGUGAAUCCGUUGACCUUGUCAUUGUCUUUUGCAAGGGGCAUUUGGACUGGUUGGAUGACCUAAGUUUGCCUGCGAAGCAUCGUAUUUUGGUCUAUUUGAAGUGCUCAAAGAAUCCUUCGAUCCACUCCUUUUGCAAAGAGCUGCACUGCAUCCCAGCAAUGUUUGUCGAUCAAAGAGGUGAUGGAGCAAUGCAGUCAAGUGAUGAGUGCGGUGGCUACCUGCUUCAUAUUCACAGGUAUUUUGCUGACCUCUCCGAUUGGACCGUUUUCCUCCAAGAUGAUGCGCCGCGGCAUUUGCACUUGGCUUAUUUGAACAUGGUGCUCAAGUUGAUGGCAUCCGGGACGUUUGUGUAUCACCUUCCAGGAGAAUUUUUGCAUCUGAACAACGACCGACAUUUGUUGUACUGGACUCCAUGUCUUGACUCCGUCAUGAAGGUUCUUGGACUGCCAUCUGCCCGUCUUCUGGCGACAUACUGCUGCUCACAAUUUGUGGUCCACCGGAAUCAGAUUUUGAAGCGCGGACUGGCUUUCUUUCAGAAAGCUGCAGACCUGUUGAAAAAUAACUUUGAAGACAUUGCUGGGUGCAAAUACGAAUCAAAUCGGUCUUCCGCAUCGAGCAUGCGAUCGGAAUGGAACAUUUUUGCUGAUCUCAGGCAGGAGAGACUGGCUGGGGAGUCUGAAAAUGAAAACGUCCCCGAGACCACAGCAUUCCAAAUGAGGCUUUGUUACCUUUACGAACUCAUUUGGCAUGUCGUCUUCGGCGCGACCCCAGUCCUACCAAGACGGGAAGACGAUUCCACGUUGUCCGCAAUUUUGAGAUUCACUUUGGAUGAUGUGACUUCGCUACCACUUCCAGACCAUUCCAUGUUUGAAAGCGAAGAGAACCGAAAGCUCCUUUACGAUUAUUUAGAGCUACAAACGAAGGCAGUUGCUUGGUACAAGGAGCCAGCUCAGGUCUACUUUGAAGGAAGACGACGUGUGAUGUUGUCGUUAUUGGAGCAGCCAGACUCAGAUGAGGCAGUUACAAAUUUCCUCGAAGAGGAAGUGGCAACUGCUCAGAAAGCACUUUACUACAUGCCCGACAAGGGACACUACCUGCCCAGCCUUUUCAUCCACCGUGAAGACGACUUAGCUACCGGUUGCGUUGACCUUGAGGAAUAG
Cladocopium goreaui is the source of this 7422-nucleotide messenger RNA. Lineage: Eukaryota; Dinophyceae; Suessiales; Symbiodiniaceae. The record is from the annotation of a GenBank genome assembly.